AUGUUGGUACUCGUUGUUGGUCCGAUCACGAUUAUACUCAACAACCGAGUCUGGGCUGCUCUCUUUGAUGCCAUCACGGCCUUCAGCUUCACGGCUGCUUAUCUUAUCAUAUCUGGUCACAUACUUCUACCCGGUACUUGGCCAGCCUUGCACUUCCAAACCUUCAUCUCUUUUCUGUCGACCAUUUUACCAGCCGCACUGUCACUAGAUAACAUGAUUGGCGUAGAUCGCUACUUGCUUGAGAUCGCCAAGAAUCCCGAGCUAACCCGUGUCCAGAGGCGCACAUCUCUCCGUUACUAUGUUAUCGCUCUCAUCUCGUGGACCAUUGGUAUCAGUGGCUUCGUCUAUGUGGCGAUAACACAGUUCAAAGGUGACUGUAACGAGCUCAUCCCCAACUUCGACUCUGAGUGUCUGGUUCCGGUAUAUCCAAUCCUAGAUUCCCAAUCUUGUGAUUGUCGGAUGGCAUCAGUAUACCUUGAGGGCGAUUGCGUGCAGGAUGAUAUGAAACGUUUGUCACAAUACAACAGGAUCGAGUAUCUAAGGAUAUCGGAUCAUGACCCGACCCCCUCUACCACGUGUACUAACCAGCCACAGGUUCUUUUCGAUACAUUAUCUGCACUGGGAGAGCUCAUCGUUUUGAGUCUGGUAGCAGUUCCAAUUGAAACACUUAACUUAACCAGAAUGGAGACACUCGAGAUCCUCGGCGUCACUGCAACGAACUUGGCAACGAUUCCGGAUGACGUGCAUCUGCGGUUGCCUUCUAUCCGCUCCUUUGAGCUAGAUCUCUCCCAGAUACAAGACCUACCAUUCGACUCGCUCAAACAAAUGCGCCAUCUCGAAUAUAUUGGUCUAGCUGGAAACCCUAUCUGUUACGGUACGGAAUUCCCCGAAUGGACGGCUGGCAUCGUGGACUGCGGCCUGGCACAUGAUGGCUCUUGUGAGGUGGACGCAUCCCUCAUGGGCUUGUCAGAAACGGUCAAUGGUUACUGCAAGAAAUGGGUCGCUGGUGGCGCCUCUACUGAAUGUCUACCGGUUUGCGAGACCACCUUCCAAACUUAUUCUGUAGCGGACAUCGAUGGCA
Perkinsus marinus ATCC 50983 is the source of this 1081-nucleotide messenger RNA. RefSeq lists its product as hypothetical. Lineage: Eukaryota; Perkinsozoa; Perkinsida; Perkinsidae. The transcript has a single exon. The annotation marks the transcript as partial. The record is from RefSeq and is a predicted model, not a curated record.